Messenger RNA from Australozyma saopauloensis, 723 nucleotides. It is a transcript of the gene RAS1, whose product is annotated as Ras family GTPase. NCBI's taxonomy places the organism in Eukaryota, Fungi, Ascomycota, Pichiomycetes, Serinales, Metschnikowiaceae. The coding region runs from base 1 to 723 and encodes 240 amino acids. The transcript has a single exon. The record is from RefSeq and is a predicted model, not a curated record. Gene Ontology annotation, biological process: Ras protein signal transduction. Gene Ontology annotation, cellular component: plasma membrane. Gene Ontology annotation, molecular function: GTP binding; GDP binding; GTPase activity.
AUGUUGAAGGAAUACAAGAUCGUCGUCGUCGGAGGCGGAGGUGUCGGUAAGUCCGCCCUCACCAUCCAAUUGAUCCAAUCGCACUUCGUGGACGAGUACGACCCCACAAUCGAGGACUCCUACAGAAAACACUGUACUGUCGAUAACGAACAGGUGGUUCUAGACAUCUUAGAUACCGCCGGCCAGGAGGAGUACCUGGCCAUGCGUGAGCAGUACAUGCGCACGGGUGAAGGCUUUUUGCUUGUGUAUGCCAUCAACUCCAAGAACUCGUUGGACGAGUUGCAGGUGUUCUACGAGCAGAUUCAGAGAGUCAAGGACUCGGACACCGUGCCUGUGUUGGUGGUGGGUAACAAGAGCGACUUGGAGUCGGAGAGACAGGUCUCUUACGAAGAAGGGUUGGCCUUUGCGCGCUCGUUGAACUGUCCGUUCUUGGAGACCUCUGCCAAGCAGAGAAUCAAUGUUGAGGAGGCUUUCUAUGGGUUGGUGCGCAACAUCAACCAGCAGAAUGCCAGUGCAACUGCUGCUGCCUCGGAUGCUGCUGCCGCUGAUGCCGUUGCUUAUACGUCCACCCCCGCUGCUGGCCAGGAAGCUGUAGGCGCUAACAACGAGGCCCGCGGUGCUGAAGCUGGCAAGAAGAGUGCUGCUGCCGCUGCCAACAGCCGUGCGCAGCAGAGCGCUGCGGGCAACGACAAGGAGAAGAGCGGGUGCUGUGUAAUUGUUUAG